CCCUCUUCAUCCCGUAUUUCGGUAGAUGCCUUACUUGCUGCCUCUCAUUCAUGUUCGUCCCAAACUGGAGGGUAUUCAGCAACAUUCUCAUUACCGUUGACGGAUAGUCCCCCUCGCCUCUUCCCCGCGUUCGAUGAGCAGUGGCAGCAGGUCGAGGUCACCAUCCAAUAUUUUCCCUUUUACCAACUUUGUCAUCCGUCCUCAUUAAAUCACAGACACUCACAGACACAGACACAGACACAGACACAGACACACACACAAACACACACAGACACAUAUAGAUACAUGCACAUAUAUAAAUAUGCAUAUAUAUAUAUACAUACACUUAACUCUAAAUUUUCACAUAUAAUCACAUACAACCGAAAUCAUGCUGUAAAUUUAAAUAGCAAGAAUAAUCCUUGA
Loa loa (African eye worm) is the source of this 402-nucleotide messenger RNA. RefSeq lists its product as hypothetical. NCBI's taxonomy places the organism in Eukaryota, Metazoa, Nematoda, Chromadorea, Rhabditida, Onchocercidae. The annotation marks the transcript as partial. The record is from RefSeq and is a predicted model, not a curated record. The transcript has a single exon.